This is a messenger RNA of Dimorphilus gyrociliatus, 1084 nucleotides long. The record is from the annotation of a GenBank genome assembly. NCBI's taxonomy places the organism in Eukaryota, Metazoa, Annelida, Polychaeta, Dinophilidae.
AUCGAUUUCUAUGUCUCAUUACUCUAUAUAGUUCUUUUACUCUUUUCAACAUGGCUGCCUCCACAAGCCACCUCUGAUAUUCGCCGAAUUUUGGUGAAAAAUUAGGUAAAUCUUAGAACAGACUAUAUCUUGAAGGUCGAGCAACUUAAUAGAAACGGUGACGAGCGCAGGAAAUCUUGCUCUUCAUUUACUUCGUAAAUAUAGUGGAAUUUAUUGAUCAUCAAAAAUGCUUAUCUAUGAGUUCCGUGUGUUACUGCCGAUGACAACAGAGGAAUACCAAGUUGGUCAACUUUUCUCUGUCGCUGAAACUAGUAAAAAUGAAACUGGCGGUGGUGAUGGUAUUGAAGUUUUAAUAAAUGAACCAUUUAAAUCGGAAAAAGGUAUUCAACCUCCGGGAAUGCCGGGAAAUUUCACGGAGGGGCAGUACACUGAAAAAAUCUAUCACAUUUCGAAAAAAGUACCGAGAUUUCUCAGAAUGGUUGCACCUAAGGGUUCAUUAGAAGUUACUGAGAAGGCAUGGAAUGCUUAUCCUUAUUGUAAGACAGUCCUGACGAAUCCGGGCUAUAUGAAGGAAAAUUUUGAAUUGAGCAUCACUUCUAUGCAUAUUGACAACGACCAAGGAAUGCAAGAUAAUGUUCAUGGUCUUACGAAAGAAGAACUAGCAAAGAGACAAAUUGUCUACAUAGAUAUAUCCAAACACCAGCAACAACUACCUAACAGGAGUGACUAUAAAGCUCAUGAAGAUCCACUUAAGUUUCACUCUGAUAAAACUGGGAGAGGUCCUCUUGUUGGACCAGAAUGGUGGAGGCUUAUGAAAAAUCAUGGCAUGCCUGUCAUGUGCGCAUACAAAUUGGUUAGAGUACAUUUCAAGUGGUUUGGCUUACAAACACGUGUUGAGAAGAUGGUCCAAAAUCAGGAGGAGAGGAUCUUUACUAAUUUCCAUCGUCAGGUGUUCUGUUGGAUGGACAAAUGGCACGGUUUAACCAUGGAUGACAUCCGUCAAUUAGAGGAAAAAGUUAAAAAAGAACUAGAUGAUCAGAUUAAACAUGGUAGUGUAAGAGGGACUUGUGCCGAAGGCGACUAG